GCUGCCCCGCCACCCUGCCCACGCCGGCGACGGAAGUGAGAGUGCGGCGCCCCGGGCCGGCGCGGCGCGUCCCCUCCCGGAAGCCCGCCGCCUCGUGAUUGCGCAGUGCAGCGCAGCGUCGUGCCGAGCCGAGCCACUGCCGGCCCGGCCCCGGCGGAGGGUCGCCCCUGCCCCGGCAGGCAGCCGCCGCAGCGGCAGGGCGGGCAUCCCCAGGACGCGAGUCGGCAUGCUGCGGCAGGUUUCCGACUUCAGUGACUUCAGCAGAGGCCACUGGCUGCAGGAGCUGCUGUGCCAUGGAGAAGAGCCCAGCCACGUCCAGUCCAGCCCCGAUGGGCAGCACCUUUUGGUCCUGCAGAAGAGCCGGCCACCUCCUCUGCCCCAGGUGGUGGCCUUCCAGCGCCACGGCAUCGGUGGAGCCGACCUGGAGAGGAACUGGCAGCCACCCCAGCCAGCUCUUGUGGGACUGCUCUUCCUGCAAAGCCCUAUGACACUGGGCGCCUGGGUACUGGCCAUUGUGUGGGAACACGGUCGGACCGAGGUCUGGCACUUUGUGGUGGCUGUAGGCUGGCAGCUCCUGCAGACAGUGGAGCUCUGCCAGGGUGCCCGGGCACGAAUUGUCUCUGUGUGCAGCCAAGGAACCAGCCUGAUGUGGUGUGAGGAGAGGCCUCCCCUUGAUGCUCACCUGGACAUGAGCAAGUGUGCCUUCAGGUUCUGUGUCUGCACCCGUGCUCUGGAGGUGGGGGAGCAAGGCGUGCGGCUGGGCACCGUAAGGAUAGUGCUGCACAACAGCCCUGAAUACCAGAUUCUGGCCUCCCCCCAGCACGUCUUUCUGGUGCCUACCACUGCCAGCUUUGCCACCACUUCCAAAUUCCUCCUCAUCUGGCAUCCUGAGAAGGCGAAGCUCACCAUCACAGCCCCCUCUGCAGGUUUCAUCCACAGCAAGGCGCUGCGCUCCAGCAGCGAGUCAGACUUCAAGAAGCUCCUGCUUGGUUCUGUGGGUCUGCUCUCAGGCUUGGCACCUCUGGACAUUCACACCUCUGCGGUGUCCAACAGUGGGGGUCUGCUGCUGGUGAGCACGAAGGGUGCUGUGAACAUGGUGGAGCCAGAUGGGACACAGAGGCAUAUCAUUGAUCUCCAGGGAGGCUUCCUGGCCCAGGGAAGUCCUGUCCAGCUGAAGACCUUUGGCAGCAUCCUGGCAUGUGUGCUGGCUGGGGUUCUGUACCUCAUUGACCAGAAUAGUGGAAGGCUCAUAGAGAAGAAAAUCCUGAGCAUGAAAGAGGUGCAUUUCUUAGAGUCCCCAAAAGAGGAAGACAGCAUCCAGCUUCUCACUCAAACUGGCAUCUACAGUUUUAGCUUCUCCAGACCUGAGGACAGCAGCAAACCUGAGCCAUUCCUGGUGGAGAUGGUGUUUGAGGAGGCCUGCAGAUACUAUCAAAGGAGAAGCCUCAGCAGCUCCAAGCUGACAGUGGAGAAGUUGAAGAAAGGUGGUGUGUUCCAAGCUCCUGUAGCCCUCAUUGCCAUCCUGCAGCACAGUCUCUGCCAAAAGAAGAAGCCAGCCCAAGACCUCCAAGACACAUAUGCCAAGCUGUUGAGUGCAGUGAGCCUGGAGCUGCAGAGCUACGUGAGCCUGGAGCUCCUGAAGACCUGCGUGGUGUGUGCUCCAGAGAGUGAGGUGGAAAACUACUGUGAGAAACUGGUGGAGCAGGAGGUCAGUCGUGUUCUGCACUCUGAUAUGGACAAGGACAACUUGGUAUACUUGAACUCCAUCUUUGCCUCCUUCCCCAAGGCUGCCUGGAAGGCUACAAGGAGCUGCCUUCAGCUGCAGCAGAAUGGGGAUGGCCUCUUGGUAGCCAGAGCAACCCCAGAAGUGUGGAAGAAGGUCCUGGGGGGGGCACAGCAGGAGGAGGUGGGUCAGAAUGGCGUGGUCCCACUCUUUGAGCUCAUUUGCACCUCCUGCCUUAGAUUCAAACCCAAAUGGUUGCCUAGAUUUGUGGAACUGACCCAGCAGUAUGUCAGCAUCUCUUGGACAUACAGCAGCAAGGAGGGCCCAGAGGGCCGAGUGCCACUGUACAAGAGAGCACUGGGAGUACUGGCCAGGAAGAACAAGCACAGCGAGGCAGAUGAUGAGAUGGAGCUUGAGCUGCUGCUCUGUAGCAAGAGGCCUAAGGCCGUGCUGCAAGCUCUGCAGCUUCUCAUCCACCUGAAGCGGUGGCAGCGGGUGGUGGAGGUGGCAGAAAAGUUCUCCAAGCUCAGCCCCUUGCUUAAUAAGGAGAUAUUCACCACCCUGCUGGCAGAGUUUGCCCAGCACCGGGAGCUGGACCCUUAUCUGGACACACUGUGGCCGCUGUGCCCCGCUGACCUCACUGCCUCUGAAAUCCUCACUGUGGUCCUGCAGCACCUCCCUCACUCCCAGGAGGACCCAGUGCCCUUCUCCAGCGAGGGGAGCCAGCUGACUGUAGGCUUGCUUAAGCCACUGCUACAAAGGGUUGUGCAGCAUCCCUGUGUCCAGGAUGAGAUGUACUCGGAUGCCUUGCAGAGUCCCACCUUCCCCCCUCCUACCCCACCCCGAGAACACAAGAUCCCCUUAAAAGCAGCAGCCAAUGGUGCCCCUCAGCCACCCAUGGCAAGAACUUCCUCCCCCUCGGCACUGGUACAAGGUGACACUGUGUGAAGGGGGAAGAGCAAUGGGAUACCAAGCCUUGGGUGCACUCCUCAGAGGGGAAAGCCACAUCUGCCCCAGGAAAUCCUGCCCUGCUGGCAGUAUGGAAGCCUGCUCCUUUCUGAAGCCUCCCUGCAGCAGCAUCUCAGAGUCUGGUGGGUGGCUGGGUGGUUGAGGGAUCUCAUCUGAGGCCAGAGGAGACUUUCUGGCUAUUUCUAGCAAGUGCAAUUGUGUGUGCAUGCCAGGUGCAUUUGCAGCUGAAGGCAUAGGCUGCACUACAGAACUGCUUCCUGCCUAAAGCACUUUGUUUUCACUUCACUUGGCUCUUUGUGACUUUUCUACUUCUCUGACGCUCUAGAAGUAGUGAUGAGGUGGUGGCCUGGGACAUCACAGUCCUCCCCCACCUAUUCUCUGCUCAGUGAGUUGGGUGGUGCCUUCAAGUGCUGCCUGUGAGAAACUGGGCAUGUUUCUGGCAGUGGGG
Molecule: messenger RNA, 3140 nt
Organism: Dryobates pubescens (Downy woodpecker)
Lineage: Eukaryota; Metazoa; Chordata; Aves; Piciformes; Picidae
Gene: HPS6
Product: HPS6 biogenesis of lysosomal organelles complex 2 subunit 3
Exons: 2
Coding region: 227-2671 (814 amino acids)
Biological process (GO): lysosome localization; organelle organization; melanocyte differentiation
Cellular component (GO): lysosomal membrane; BLOC-2 complex
Source: RefSeq, a predicted model, not a curated record